CCUUCAGCCUUCAGCCUUCAGCCUUCACUGUCAGCCUUUGAAGUCGAGGUACCUAGAGCUUCUAAAUUCUCACAUGGUGGAGGAGGGAGGAGGCAAUAAGAUGCCGCUUGGCUCCUUGGCGCGGCACAAACCCAGGGCCACAAUGUGCACGAACCACUCCUAAAAGUUCGCAAGCCUAGGAGAGAAGGCCUUUGAAAGAUCUGCCUCUAACCAUUUUUUGAAACCCUAAAGCGGUGGAAGGUCUGGGGAAUCCCCCUUUCCUGGGAGGCGCUCCAAGCAUGGAGGCGAGAGCCAUGCAGGGCUGGCAAGAGGCCGAGCCAGGCCCUUCCCCCUACUCCACCUCCCCACCCUUCUGCCUUGCUCUAGUUAGCCCCCACACUCAGCAUUUUAAUGUUAUCUUCUAUGACUUAGCGGUUGGCCUGCCAACCAUAGUGUUCGUCGCUUACCUGCUAACAAAGGUCAAGGGCUCGGUUAGAAAGCUAGUCAGCAGCAGAUCGCACAUAAUGAGUACAUACUAUGGUUUCCUUUGGAUAGUCUGCGCCUUGAACAUUCUUCGGGUGCUUGUACAGAUCUUUGACGCAGAGCCAGCUGAUAGCCCCAGGGCCUGGAAUGUCACGUGGCUGAUAACUAGGUUCGGGAUGGUCCUGCUCGAGGUCUCGGUGGUUGUGUUCCUGUCUCAAGGGUACCUCAUAAGCGGCUGGGAGGCUUUAAUACGCACCGUGGCUUUCUCGGGGGUGUUUGCCAUUGUAGAUACAGUAAUCAAGGCAAUCUACGUGUUUGGGCUGGGCGUACCCCUGUUCAUAACGGAGCCCGACGAUGAGGGGAACUGGCGGAAGUGGUCCUUCUGGAUGCUGCACGCGCUGCUCUUCCUGGGAAUUUAUGCGCUCAUUCUAGUUCUUCCGCACACGCGGUGGCGGGACAGGCUGCCAGCUCGGCCAGCCUUUUACCGCUACGUGUUUGUCCUGUUUCUCAUCAACAUCGGGCUCACCUUCGGGAGCUUCCUGUUGGGCCUGGCCGUCGACUUUGGCUACUGCUUGUAUGGCUUCUCCAGCUUCCUGUACUACGCCUUCUAUCCGCCGCUGCUGUACAUAACAUUCUUGGCGGACUUCUUCCGGGAGGAAGACUUGCAAAUGGAGGACGUCUACUACAGCGAGAUGAAGGACGCCGGGUACUUUGAUGCAGAUUGGGAAUAGCUGUCGAUCAAUUUGAAGUCCGCCGAGGACGCUUGUCGUCAAAGAUCAAGCAGCAUGCAGUCUCGGUUCAGCGAGCUUCGAUCGGGAAGCGGAGUUCAUUUCCAACUCAUGUCGAGUCACUUACAGGCUGAUCCCGAAUGGUGUAUCGUUUGGUGCUUGUAUCGAUCUGAGCCUGGAGCUAAAAUCGCAU
Messenger RNA from Klebsormidium nitens, 1383 nucleotides. The record is from the annotation of a GenBank genome assembly. Lineage: Eukaryota; Viridiplantae; Streptophyta; Klebsormidiophyceae; Klebsormidiales; Klebsormidiaceae.